AUGGGUCAGUGGAAAGACAAUCGAUGGCACAUAGGUAUUCUGACAUGGAACACAGGCGAGACGUGUACCGGUAUAUGGUCAGGAAAUAAAACAAAUGGCUCUUUCGUAGACAACGACGGUACUGUAUUUGAAGGAGACUUGGUCGGAGAUGGUGUUGCACAUGGGCAAGGUAUUGAGAGGUACAUCGAUGGUACCUGUUACCGAGGCACGUACAAACUGGGAUCGAAAGAUGGACGCGGUUCGAUGACCUCACCAGAUGCCGCGCAAUAUGAUCGUAGGCACAUCUACAAACUAUCGACAGUGUUAGAAACGAUAUUGAAAUUCGUAUCACCAGAACAUACUAGGCUGUUUAUCAAUGAUUUUGUCGAGCAUAGCAGAUAUAAAUGGAAUAUUCUGAUCAUUGCUGCUACAUUUGGGUUUUAUAGUAGUGUCAAAAUGUUGUUGAACAAAUUUGAUGUUAAUGUUGAGAUCGAAGGUGUUGUCGAAUACGACAAUCAAAUUAUUCCGGGAACAACGGCCUUGUGGUGUGCAGCUGCAUCCAGUCAUUUAAAUAUUGUUAAACUAUUGCUUCAUUAUGGAGCAAAUAUUAAUCAUUUUACUCUAACGUACUCUACUCCACUAAGAGCAGCUACAUUUAACAAUCAGUUAAAGAUUGUUCAGCUGCUUGUUGCGAAUGGGGCAGCGAUCGACAUUCAAAAUAAAAGUCAUGGAGACACAUGCUUAGUAUUAGCGGCGUCAAAAGGACUCCGAGAAAUUGUCUACUAUCUGCUUAGAAAUGGUGCAGAUCCAAAUAUUAGAAGUCAUGAUGGCGCAACCGCUCUUCAUGUUGCUUGUGAAGAAAAUUAUUUAGAGUGUACUAAAUUGCUCACAACUCACGAAAACAUUAAAUCGAAAACUUUGGCCGGCCUAACGCCUCUGAUGACUGCAGCCGUUAAAAUAAAUCCGCUAAUUGUUGAACAUUUUAUCUCUAACGAAAAGCUAUGUUCGAAGCAAGAGGGUGCCGAUGCGCUGGAAUUGUUAGGGUCUUUUUAUUGUAAUAACGCUUCGAAUGCAGACAAUUUACAUAAAACUUACGAGUAUUUAUCAAGAGCAAUGCUUUUAAGAAGCACUUUCCAUAUUUCGAAGAUUAUUAGUCCACUGAUAGAAGAGUACGGAUAUCAGCAGGAGUGUCGAACGCUGGAAGAUCUUAGGAAUAUUCGACAUAAUGUGGAUGCUCUGCAUAUGGAAACAUUGAUAACGCUCGAACGAGUAUUAGGUACAAGUAGUGAAACGCUUCAUUCUGCUAUACUUCGUCGUGGUGGUGUGUACGCUGACGAAAAAAGGUAUGAUAGUUGCGUAACACUGUGGCUACGAGUAUGUAAUCUCAAAAAGUUAGUUGAUCAGUCGUUGGAUGAACCAUUAAUACGUUUAGUCGCCGUAUUUGCUGAAAUGUUCGAGAAUAAAAUUGAAGUCAAGACACAUUUAUUCAAACAAGUAUUGAAUUUGAACAUUGAUGAGCUGAAUCGAGAACGAUUGUUGAUUAACAGAAGUAUGAAUCCACACUGGACCAAUUGUAAGACGGCUUUAUACCUUUGUGCUGUUGCUGCAAAGGUUCUACCCACAAAGCCCAUUGAAGAACGACUUCAGCUUGAGAAAAUUAUUCGUCGGUUGAUCAGUUUCAAUUUCAAAACACGGGCUACUAAUUCAGCUCUGAUCCAUUUAUGCAUGGAUACUUCAGCAUCUACCAGCAACUUAGCGUACAAAUUUCCCUGUUCGUCAACAGCUCGAUUAUUAAUUGAGUUUGGAGCUAAAGUAAAUGCAAUGGACGCGAGCAGAAAUACGCCAUUACACAUAAUAGCUGGUUGCAGCAUGCAUAAUUUGGAUGAAGCCGAAAAUAUAAUAGAAAGUUUAAUUGAUAAUGGUGCUCAUACGGAUACGGUAAAUGACAAUGGAAAAAUACCAUUUGACUGUGGAAAACUUGAAAACAUCAGACGUAUAUUAAAAGCUAGAGCACGAAUAUCAUUAAAAUGUCUUGUGGCAAAAGCUAUUGUAAAACAUCAGAUUAAUUACCAUAAACAUGUUUCGAUGACACUUGCAACUUUUAUACGAAAUCAUUAG
Messenger RNA from Didymodactylos carnosus, 2097 nucleotides. Lineage: Eukaryota; Metazoa; Rotifera; Eurotatoria; Philodinida; Philodinidae. The record is from the annotation of a GenBank genome assembly.